Cyclopterus lumpus (lumpfish) is the source of this 603-nucleotide messenger RNA. Its product is annotated as cytochrome c oxidase assembly factor 5. The record is from RefSeq and is a predicted model, not a curated record. Gene Ontology annotation, cellular component: mitochondrion. Gene Ontology annotation, biological process: mitochondrial respiratory chain complex IV assembly. Lineage: Eukaryota; Metazoa; Chordata; Actinopteri; Perciformes; Cyclopteridae. Bases 134 to 361 code for a protein of 75 amino acids. The transcript has 3 exons.
AUCAUGCAGUUUAAAAAAAAAAAACAUGGCGGCUGAAAGCUUUCAUAACAUUGAUGCCACUGUCAAGUAGCCCGUUCUUGCACGUGCGAAUAAGUGAACAAUUUGGCUUUUUUUAAAAAGGACAUUCUGCACGAUGCCGAAAUACUACGAGGAUAAGGAGGAAGACACCCGAGCCUGCGCCGGCAUCCGAGAGGACUUCAAGGCCUGUCUCCUUGAGCACGACUGCGUGAUGAAGGAGGGGAAGUUGCCCAGUGAGUGUUUGAAGGAAGGCCACUGCAAAGCCCUGCAGACCUCCUUCUUUGAGUGCAAAAGGUCAAUGCUGGACACCCGGUCGAGAUUCCGAGGAAGGAAAGGCUAUUGAGGACCCGUCGUCCGAUGCAGCCGAGUGGACACUGGAUGAGCACGUGUUAAUAAUACUGCAGAGUCGGAUGCUUCACAACCUCAUCUGAAGCACCCCGCUUCAAGAAAGUGGGUCGCGAAGGACGACCGCAUGCGUAAAGAACAAUGUACACAAAAGGACGACCAAACUCGGCAGCAUCGUGUAGUGCUGAAGAACCGUGGAGCUGUCGGCUUUCGCUGUGUGUGUGUGUGUGUGAGAAACUU